AUGAAAUCCAUGAAGCACGCGGGGCCGAACGGAGGAGGGGAGGAUGCGGACACCCUUGCAUUCCUGGACAACGUCUUUGCCGGGCGUUGGAUGAGCUCCGUCGGGGAGACAGGAGAGGAAGACUUUGACAUUGGGGAGCUACAGCACAUAACCAGCCAAAAGUCGGGGGAGAAUGAGCCGGAGCCAGUCGAGCCGCAACCUCCUGUAUGUGGCGACUUUGCCAAGCACGACCUCUGGAACGUCAUGCAAGAGAGCCAGCUUGGACAGGAGCUGCGCCAGAUCUACCUUCAGAGGCAGCUGUCCUGCGACUUAUUCACCCUUGUCUUCAUGACGGGCCUGGUGAUGUGGUUGCCUGUGUGA
Symbiodinium natans is the source of this 360-nucleotide messenger RNA. The record is from the annotation of a GenBank genome assembly. NCBI's taxonomy places the organism in Eukaryota, Dinophyceae, Suessiales, Symbiodiniaceae.